GUGGUGGUUCGGGAUUCGUAGGCAGAGCCCUGACACGACUACUGAAGAGCCGAGGCCAUGACAUCACUCUUAUCUCUCGUCACCCAGGACCGAACAGAAUUACAUGGGAUGAUCUUUCAUCAAAAGGGCUGCCUCCUUGUGAAGCUGCUGUUAACUUGGCUGGUGAGAAUGUCUUGAACCCCCUACGCAGGUGGAAUGAUGAAUUUAUUAAGGAGGUGACCUCCAGCAGAAUCGAUACAACUAAAGCCCUUGUUAAAGCAAUCUUGGGAGCAGAGAAACCGCUUAAGGUCUGGAUACUUGUCACAGGUGUAGGCUACUACCGCCCCAGUUUGAGUGCAGAAUACACGGAGGAGAGUCCUGGAGGGGAUUUUGAUUUUCUGUCUCGCCUUGUAACUGACUGGGAAACGGCUGCUUGCCUGCCUGAUGCUGCUGGAAGCCAGACCCGGCAGGUGAUAGUGCGUUCUGGUGUGGUUCUUGGAAAGGAUGGUGGAGCCAUUAAACAGAUGAUCUGGCCAUUCUGGAUGGGCUUAGGUGGCACCAUUGGGUCAGGGUGCCAGUAUUUCCCAUGGAUCCACGUGGAUGAUCUUGCAGGCAUUCUUGCUCAUUGCAUUGAAGAUGAACGGGUUACUGGUGUUCUGAAUGGCGUCUCUCCAAACCCCUGCACCAACUCUGACUUUACCAAAGCCUUUGCAUCAGCUUUAUGGCGUCCAGCUUUCUUUCCACUCCCUAGCUUUGUAGUAAAUGCUGUUUUUGGACCUGAACGUGGAGUAAUGCUUCUUGAUGGUCAAAAGGUUUUUCCAAAGCAUACAUUGGAAACAGGCUAUAAUUAUAUAUAUGCUGAUAUUGCAUCUGCUCUAAAAAAUAUUGUGUCCUGAUUUGGAAAUUAAUUAAAGCAUCGCAGUUGUGUUAAAA
Molecule: messenger RNA, 912 nt
Organism: Protopterus annectens (West African lungfish)
Lineage: Eukaryota; Metazoa; Chordata; Ceratodontiformes; Protopteridae
Gene: SDR39U1
Product: short chain dehydrogenase/reductase family 39U member 1
Source: RefSeq, a predicted model, not a curated record